This is a messenger RNA of Vicugna pacos (alpaca), 1626 nucleotides long. The record is from RefSeq and is a predicted model, not a curated record. Lineage: Eukaryota; Metazoa; Chordata; Mammalia; Artiodactyla; Camelidae.
AUCAAGCAAUGUUUAAGAUAAACAGAGUUGGCCUUGACUGAUCAGGUGUUCCACGUACUAGUGUUUCCCAGCAAGAACAUUCUAGUGGUAACACUGCAGUGAAUAAUCAGAAGCCAGUUUUGAAUGUCACUAUAAACUUGAAGGUCAAAUUCUUAUAGGACUGUUCAUCAGAUUGCUUAGUUCACCAGUGCUCUGUGUUUUCUGGUGACAUACAAUCCAAAACGCAACAAGACAGCACACAAAGGUCAAAAUGGAGAAGAUCUUGUUGUGGAGUCUCCUGUUAACUCUUUCUGGAAGUCAAGCUUCAAGACCCUGGGCUGAAAGAAAUACCGAAUUUGCGGUGGAUCUUUAUCAAGCCAUUCGUUUAUCUCAUGAGAACAACAUCUUAAUUUCCCCUCUUGGAACAACUCUGGCCCUGGGGAUGGUACAGCUGGGAGCGAAAGGAAAAGCACAAGAGCAGAUAAGACAAACUUUAAAAUUCCAGGAAACCUCAACCGGAGAAGAAUUUUCUGUGCUGAAGUCAUUUUUCUCUGCCACCUCAGAGAAAAAACAAGAAUUUACAUUUAAUCUUGCCAAUGCCCUCUACCUUCAAGAAGGAUUCACUGUGAAAGAACAGUAUCUCCAUGGCAACAAGGAAUUUUUUCAGAGUGCCGUAAAACUGGUGGAUUUUCAGAAUGCAAAGGCUUGUGCAGAGACAAUAAAUACCUGGGUAGAAAGCAAAACAGAUGGAAAAAUUAAAAACAUGUUUUCAGGGGAAGAAUUUGGCCCUCUGACUCGGCUUGUCCUAGUGAAUGCCAUUUAUUUCAAGGGAGACUGGAAACAGAAAUUCAGAAAAGAGGACACGCAGCUGAUGAAUUUCACUCAGAAAGAUGGUGCGGCAGUCAAAAUUCCAAUGAUGAAGGCUCUUCUGAGAACAAAAUAUGGUUAUUUUUCUGAAUCCUCCAUGAACUACCAGGUUUUGGAGUUACCUUAUAAAGGUGAUGAGUUUAGUUUAAUUAUCAUACUUCCUGCAGAAGAUGUGAACAUAGAAGAAAUGGAAAAACUCAUUACUGCUCAUCAAAUCCUGCAAUGGUUCUCUGAGAUGCAAGAAGAGGAAGUGGAAAUCAGCCUCCCCAGAUUUAAAGUAGAACAGAAGUUGGACUUCAAAGAAGCUUUGUAUUCUUUGAAUAUAACUGAGGUAUUUAGUGGUGGCUGUGACCUUUCUGGAAUAACAGAUUCGUCUGAGGUAUAUAUUUCCCAAGUCAUGCAACAAGUUUUCCUUGAGAUAAAUGAAGAUGGUGGUGAAGCUGCAACAUCAACUGGCAUAGACAUCCCUGCGAUCAUGAAUCUGCAUCGAAACCAAUUUAUAGCAAACCAUCCGUUUCUGUGUAUUAUGAAGAAUAACCCAACAGAAUCAAUUGUGUUUAUGGGCAGGGUGAGAGAUCCCGACAACCAAAAGAUGAAAGGAAGAGAUUUAGAUUCCCUGUGAAUGAAAAGCACAGCCUCAGAAUAUAAUUCCUGGAAAAUAGUUGAUUGGCCAGAUAUCAUCAAAUAUCUUCUGUCUACCUUUUUCUGUUUUAAGUGGUGCCUGUAUUCAUCUGUAUUCGGAGUAAAUGACAUUAUUAAUAAAUGAAAUGAUGCAUUCAA